Messenger RNA from Girardinichthys multiradiatus, 1093 nucleotides. RefSeq names its product ring finger protein 4 (gene rnf4). Bases 337 to 906 code for a protein of 189 amino acids. Lineage: Eukaryota; Metazoa; Chordata; Actinopteri; Cyprinodontiformes; Goodeidae. The record is from RefSeq and is a predicted model, not a curated record. Gene Ontology annotation, biological process: positive regulation of transcription by RNA polymerase II. Gene Ontology annotation, molecular function: transcription factor binding. The transcript has 8 exons.
CGCCAAUAAACAACACGAAUAAGAAGAACUUAACGUCGGAAUCAGAUCAUCGACGGAAACGUAACGGAGUUCGGUUCAGUUCAGUUCUAGAGGUCAGAACCGACGCCAGUCCGACUGCAGUGAAUCCAGUCUGAGGAGUUUCUGUCUCCAGGUGAUAGUGAACCCCCGGGAACACACCUGGAGUCGCUGCGAGUGUGUACAUCUGUAGAUCACCUGGAUCCAGGAGUUGGAGUGAACCCAGGGAGCUCAAGCGGACCUCCUUGUUCUCAGAGCAUCCCUGGAGAGUCUUCAAAGCGUCCUAAGGGUGUCCUCGUUGUCUCCAGCUGCUGCCGGGACAUGAGCAGCUCGGCUCAGAGGAAAAGGAGGCCCACAGGAAAUUCUCUGGUCUCCAGAACCAAGACCAGGAGAACAGCCAAUAGUCGGCCCUUGUCCCGCAGGACAGCGAACGCUAGCAACCCUGCCCCCCCCACAGAGCCUAUCGACGUGUCGACCGAGGAUGGUGUGGAAGAAGUGGUGGACCUGACCUGUGAAGGAUCAGAAGCUGCUGUGGUUGACCUGACGACCAACAACGAUUCUGUGCUGCUGGUGGAUGAAGGACCUCUGAACGACAUUGUCUCCUCCAGCUAUGUGCUCAGCAGCGAUGAAGAAGGAGACAUGUCCACUGGCAUUGAUGCUGCCAUUACGUCUUCUGUACAGACAUCCAGGUUCACUCCGGGUCUCAUCAAUUGUCCCAUCUGUUUGGAUCUGUACUCCGAGAUCGUGGACAGUGGGCGAUUGGUUGUCUCCACCAAGUGUGGUCAUGUGUUCUGCAGCCAGUGUCUGAGAGACGCUGUGACAUCAUCACACACCUGUCCUACCUGCAGGAAGAGGCUCACCCCUCGCCAAUACCACCCUCUUUACAUCUGACACCAUGUGACAUCAUCAGCUGGCAGUGCUGUUAUUGGCUGUCCUCUGUGACAUCGUCAGCAGCAUUUUUGUUGAUGAAACAUUGAAAAUGUUUUUCUUUGAAGUUCAGAUCUGCAUUUUAAUGAUGACAGACUGAAUAUUGUGUUUUGUUCUGAGUUGUAUUUGAAAUAAAUAUUAAUGAGGAACA